Messenger RNA from Dendroctonus ponderosae (mountain pine beetle), 5448 nucleotides. RefSeq names its product ubiquitin carboxyl-terminal hydrolase 47 (gene Usp47). Bases 190 to 4008 code for a protein of 1272 amino acids. Gene Ontology annotation, biological process: protein deubiquitination. Gene Ontology annotation, cellular component: nucleus; cytosol. The record is from RefSeq and is a predicted model, not a curated record. Lineage: Eukaryota; Metazoa; Arthropoda; Insecta; Coleoptera; Curculionidae. The transcript is spliced from 20 exons. Gene Ontology annotation, molecular function: cysteine-type deubiquitinase activity; cysteine-type endopeptidase activity.
CUUUCCAGAAAAUUUGUGUUAUUUAGGUGUAUUAUUCCGAGAUAUAAUUGCAAGUUACUUAAGUAACAGCCAGUGUAGAUCGUCCUGCACUUUGAAGCUGGUGAGGUCGCCUUAUUCGGUUUUCAUCAGGAAGUGAGUGAAAAACUACCAAGAUUUCCCUAACAGAGGAUUCGAAUUAUUUGUUCGAUCAUGGUUGGCCCCCACGAAGAGCACACUAAACGGAUCACCUUUCCACUUGCUGCUGAAGAAGCGACUUCCAUCCCAAUCAACCCUGAGAAAAGUAUUGAUUCCAUCUUCACAGAGAUCGGUGGCACAUUUUCGCAAUGCACGGGCGAUCUGCAAGUUGCUAUCAAUUCCGAUGGAAAGGAAUCAGACAACCUAGAAGCCCUGCGAGAUAAGAUAGCGGUGGCUUCAGAUUAUGAGUUAUUGGCAACGCCAAGGGGGACCAAGUUCGUACCGGAGGCUACUGAGGAUGAAUUGGUAUUAGGGGCAUCAGCCAGUCCUACAACAGGUGAUGCGACCGGUAGCGAUGUAUAUCGUUUGCAUCAAUUUACUUCGCAGCUAGCGAAUUACAGUCAAGGUAGGAGGAAGGCUACACAGUUAAGUCCAGUUGUAGUUCCGACCGUUCCUACUUAUGUGGGUUUAGUAAAUCAGGCAAUGACAUGCUAUUUAAACAGUUUAUUGCAAGCAUUGUAUAUGACUCCAGAGUUUCGAAACGCACUGUAUAAUUGGGAGUUCGACGGAGCCAACGAAUCACGAUCAAUUCCAUACCAGCUGCAGAAACUGUUUUUAAGAUUGCAAACAUCCAAGAAGCCUGCUGUGGAGACUACAGAUUUAACUACCAGUUUUGGUUGGCAAGGAAGCGACGCGUGGCAACAGCACGAUAUUCAAGAGCUCUGUCGUGUAAUGUUUGAUGCGCUAGAACAUAAGUUUGUAGACACGAAACAAGCGAAUCUGAUUAAUGAUUUGUAUGAAGGCAAAAUGCUCGACUAUGUGAAGUGUUUAGAGUGCAAAACGGAAAAAUCAAGGGAGGAUAUGUUUCUGGAUAUUCCACUGCCAGUCAGGCCAUUUGGCAGUACCGUCGCAUAUAACAGUGUAGAGGAAGCAUUAAGAGCGUUUGUCCAGCCAGAGAUUUUGGAUGGGAAUAAUCAGUAUUUUUGCGAGAGGUGCAACAAGAAAUGCGAUGCGCACAAAGGACUGAAGUUCACCAAAUUUCCGUAUUUGCUCACUUUGCAUUUGAAACGUUUCGAUUUUGAUUACAGCACCAUGCACAGAAUAAAGCUGAACGAUAAGGUCACAUUUCCCGAAGUAUUUAACUUGAAUUCUUUCGUACCAACAAGCAAAAGUAAAGUAGAGCAUGGAAAUAACGGCGAGACUGAAACUGUGGUGAAAUGUGACGAUUGCAGUACAACUGAUUCUGGAUCGGUGGAUGAUGAAAGUUGCCAGGACACCGACGUUUCGUCUACAGUUAACGGACAUUAUGAUAACUGUGGAGAUAGUGAUGAAGGAAUUGAUGUCAGUUCAGGUAAUCGCCAAGACAAAGAACCGACAGGUCCAUACGUUUACGAACUGUUCAGUAUUAUGAUCCACUCGGGAAGUGCUUCAGGCGGUCACUACUACGCCUAUGUAAAGGAUUUCGACAAAAAUUUAUGGUUUUGCUUCAACGAUCAGAACGUCAGCCCGAUUACGUCUGAAGAUAUUCGGAAAACGUAUGGGGGUGGCCCCCAAAGGGCAUACUAUUCCGGGGCGUAUAGUUCAAGUACGAACGCCUAUAUGCUAAUGUACCGACAGAUCGAUAAAGAACGAAAUUGUCGAGCGAUGACUGUCAGCGAGUUUCCACCGCACCUACAAAGGCUGUUAAAGCACAUGCAACAGAAGGAUGAAGAAGAUCUGUUGAACCGGAAGAAGGAAGACGAUAUGGUCAAGUUGAAUGUUUGGUGCAAUCAUCCCACUUCGAAAUUCCUACAGGAAUUAAAGAUCUCGACAUUCAUGGAUUCGACAUUGGGUGAAAUAGCUCAGCAUGCUUACAAUCGAUUUAAACUGGACGGGUUAGUCAGUAUAAAUGACUGUCGUUUGGUUGCUUAUAAUGCUCAGCAGGAUUGCAUAUGCUGCAGUUUUGACUCCGACGAAAUUAAGUAUCAGGAAACGUUGCCAAUAGCCACUUUGUUUGCAUUCUCGGAUUUUAUGCUAGAAAUUCGCGAUUCUGGAACUGUGUGGAGAAAGUACCAUCCGGGUGGCAUCAACAUAAAAAUCUACCCAAUUCUCUUAAAAACCGAAGACGUUCUGAAUCCGGUGACUUUGCGAGUUGAUGCUUGCGCAACUAAAGGAACACUUAAGGAGGAGUUGGGUCAACUUUUAGGCACUGAUCCAAGCCACUUGGAAAUUGUCUUAGUAAUGUACAACAAACAAAUUUAUUUUAAAAAUGAUUCGGAUGCGAUCCAGUAUGAUGUCAAUUGUGCGAACUGUAGAAUAUAUGUUGCUGAAAUCGACGAUUCAGAUCCAGAAGAGGCCGAAUUAAAGAUGGAAAAGCUGAAAGAACUGGUCGAUAAAUUCAAUCAUAUGAUCAGUAUAAUAAUAUGUUUACCCGAUACCGAUGCGGCUACUUUGGAGAUGUUAUCCAUACCUGCUUUGGAUUUUAAUGAAAACACGGAUAAGCAGGACGCAACGAGUGAUCGAGAGAGCAAUUCACCUAAUUUACGUGUGUCGCCACAGCCUGGUUUAGGUGGCAUGUGUGGAGAUGGAUACGACCAGAGCAAUAGUGAGGAUAGCAGCUUAAGUGAAAGUGAUCGAACACUGAUUGGGGAUGCUCCAACUGAUUGCCUUGGACUGUCAUCCAGCCAGUCGGCAUCUCCCCAGGAUCAUCAUAUGGCAUCUCUAUCCGAUCCUUGCCAGGAUUCAUACAACCACGAAGUCUUGGGAAUGCCUAGAGACGAACUGAUGCACUGGGAUGACCCGGGAGAUGCUUUAAGCGACGAUCAAGGUCUCUUCUUUAAGGUUUCAAGUAUAGGAAGUAGUUCCAAUCGUGCAGACGAACUGACGGAUCACCAAUGCCAGUUAAUAGUCGACAGGAGAAUGACUUUCGAAGCCCUAAAGAAACAUUUGGAGAGUAUUUUGAGAGUGUCUUCGGAAUAUUUUAAAAUUUUCAAAUGUCAGAACGGAGAACAAACCGAAUGGACCAGAAUGAAAGAGACAAUGCAAUUACUGAAAGACGGUGAUGUAUUUUUGGUAAAACUCGGCAGGGUGUUGCGAUCAGGCGAACAGCUAUGUAAGGUAUAUCUUCUCAAACCCGAUAAUAUGUCCCCGAACAACUUCUUGUGCGAACAAGUCAUAUACAAUGAGCAGACCAUCGGAGACCUUAAGAAAGCGAUUCUCAAGUCUGCAAAGGCCCAAAACGGGUUAGAUAUUCCGUACAGCAAAUGUAGGUUGCGAGAAAAGCACUGGAAAAGGCCCAAAAAAGUAUAUUUGGAUGAUCAAAAGUUCGGUGUUGAUGUCUUUAUUGAUUUUAAUGGCGAACUCUAUCUACAAGAACUGACCGAACCUGAUACGCUAACUUCCACCAAUCAAGUAGUAGUAUUUGUGCGAAAGUUUAGUCCGAGCGAACUAACUCUGGGUCCAUAUCAAGAGGUUGUGCUCGAUCUGUUAACUAUGGAGGAUCUUCGAACGAAAAUUUUGCAGCUUUCCAAUAUACCGAUUUCCUAUUUGGACGUAGCCCAUGUGAAAGGAAACUAUCCUUACGACAUUCAUAUCUUGGAGAUACACAAUGAUUUGGAAUGGAAUCCAAAAGUGGAAAAUCUAGAUCAAUGGCCUUUAGCAAUUGAGGAUGGCUGUAUAUUUUUCUACAAAGAUAACAGGGAAGCUUUGAAAGAACUAACGGCAAAACAGAAGAAGGAAAUCAGUGAAGCUGAGGAUUAUAGACUAGGCAGACCGGUCGCCUGCAAUCGAGAGAGGGCUUUAAAAAUUUACGUUCUCGAUUCGUCUCCUAGUAAAUCUGAAGGCGACAUAGACUGACCUAAAAGCUACGAAUCAUUUAUGUACUGUGUUCUUAGCUGAGCAAAAUGGUGUGCCAGAGUAUGCUGUUGCCAAAAAAAUACUACCGGCAAAUACGCAAAGCUCGCUUUUUCAGUGGUAAGGUAUUGAUAGUUCAAGCUAGACCUCACAAUAUUAUCGACUUCAAUAUUUUUAUUAGUUAAAUAUUGCUAGGAACAACAGCUACCAUCCCCGCCAUAUCUAGCUUAAACUAUCAAAGUGAAUGUUCAGAAGUGCAGUGCGUUAUUUUCAAGGAGAAAUCCUUUUAAAUCAUUGGUAAAUCGACCUGUCUAUUUAUUACUUCCACUAGUUGAACGUUUUAAAUUUCUCCCAGUCAAGACUUUGUAUUGCAGUUGUUUUAAAUUGGAUUUUAGUAUUUUUACCGAUUAACCAUCAAAUUAAUUUGCAAAAUCAAAACUAGCUGCUUGUUACGUGAAUCGGCAAAUUUGUCCAACCCUUUGGAAAUAAAAUGCAAAGAGGUAAAAAUAUAAUUGAAACAAUUGAUUUAUACGCAGAGUAGCCUACGACAAAGUGCCCAGGAAUGUAGCAAAAAUAAAAAAGAAAAAGUUCACACCCAUAUUUUCUUGUGGUUGUUUUCAACCCUUUCGUCUAUGCGCCAAUAAAUUACGGAGCAGGAAAUCUAUAUUUCUAAAUGAUCAAUUUUACGUUUAUUAUCCGUACUCAUGUUUUGUACUCGUGCAAAAUAUGGUCGUGCAUAAUUGCCGUAAAACAUAGUAUGCAAACAACAAAUUACCAAUAGAUUCGUAACCGCGUAAAAGAUGUACGGCCAUUUGCUCCGGUCAAUGUGACGGAAACAAGGGCACACCUUCCUGGGUAGUUUUUAUGGUGGGCCAACCUGUUUUAUUUGUGAUUUUUUGCAUUGUGUCGCAAAUCACCUUUUUAAGGUUUGUAUUUAUUACUAUAUUUACGCGCUCAUUUUUUAAGGGGUAUUGAUUUUCCGUACGCCUUCGUAUACUGUAUUAUAUUGUUUUUUAAUGCCGAGCAUUUGAUUUAGACCUAAACUGUUGAAACCGUCUUGUAUAAGAUAAUCAAUCAAUCCCUCGGUCUUGAAAUGGUCGCCCGCGUUUUACAAGAGGCGGCUGAGUCACUAAGUGUUUAUUAUAUUUUUAAUCUACAAUUCGGCAAAUAAAUAUUACUGUUUUUGCGGUGCGUUCCGUUAUAUGAUAUAUUUGUUGUUCUAGGCCGUGUGUUCUUCCUGUAUUAAACGUUGAUUGUGUAUAAUUAUUUAUCUCGUAUUUGACUGUAUAAACCACAAUUAUCUUAACAAUUUGGCCUACUCAAUCUGAGAGUCUUCAGUGUUUUGAGCAUGUUGUAUAAACAGCUACGCCAUCGCUUGUUAUACAUCUACUUUGUACAGAUAUUUAUUUGUAACUGAAUUAUUAAAUAUAAUGUUUAUCUAUA